CACACACAACAAGCAGAGGCAUCGCAACAGCCCACGAACGAUGAAUAUGAAGACUCAUCAGUGUCUUCGGCGGCAGAUGCUGAGAAAGAGAUGAUUGCGGCGAAUGCGCUGAAUGAGGGGACCACACAACCGUUCGAGGAUCCAAUCGCUGAAGAGCAACAACAACAUACCGAUGGAGGCGAUAUUGAGAAGCAAACGACGAGGAGGUCGNUCAACACCUUCGGCGCAUACCAAACCUACUAUCAAACUGGCAUUCUCUCGUCCUCGAGCCCUUCUGACAUCUCGUGGAUCGGAUCGGUACAGGCCUUUUUGCUCAUGCUUGUCGGCGCAUUGACGGGACCCAUCUAUGAUGCUGGAUACUUUCGCGCCUUAUUGACUGUAGGCUCUUUUGGCGUUGUCUUCGGAUUCAUGAUGUUAUCUUUGGCUACAACAUACUGGCAGGUCAUUCUUGCCCAAGGAAUAUGCGUUGGUCUGGGAGCUGGAUGCUUGUUUGUACCAUCGGUCGCCAUCUUGAGUACCUACUUCAGCACAAAGAUUGCCACAGCUAUGGGUCUUGCUGCUGCUGGAAGUAGUUUGGGUAAGCUCUGUCUACGUUUCCAUCUGCUGGAUNGCGGUGUCAUUUACCCCAUCGUCUUCUACCGCCUCGAACCACGCAUCGGAUUUCCCUGGGCAACUCGUGUUAUUGGAUUCAUCGCCUUAGGCACUCUUAUCAUCGCGAACUCGGUCAUGCGCGUGCGCGUCCUUCCAGCUGCCCGCCGUGCUGUUUUCGAUCCCAAGGCCUUCACCGAACUGCCAUACCUCUUCUUCGUGCUUGGUGGCUUCCUCGCCUUCAUGGGACUUUACGCGCCCUUUUUCUACAUUGAGAGCUACGGCAUUACCUACAACAUCACGUCAGAAAGUCUGGGCUUCUAUACUUUGGCCAUCAUCAACUCGGCUUCGGUCUUUGGUCGCAUUGUGCCCAACCUCAUUGCUGAUCGUACCGGACCGAUGAACAUGAUCAUUCCUUGCUGUAUCAUUUCUGGAAUCAUCGCACUCUGCCUUAUCCCUGUUCGCAGCGAAGCAGCGCUCAUCGUCGAAUGUGUGCUGUAUGGCUUCUUUUCCGGAGCUCUGGUGUCGCUACCACCUACUGUGUUUGUGCACUUAUCGCCAAACAGAGGAUUGAUUGGUACGCGUAUGGGACAGGGUUUCAGUAUCAUCUCUAUUGGUCUCUUGCUCGGCACUCCUAUCUGUGGAUGGAUUCUGGAUGGCAGUGGAUUCACUGAUGUGUGGGUCUUUGCUGGAGUGUUGAUCUUGGCAGGCGGCAGUCUCAUGUUUGUGAGCAGAUUCUUCAAGGCAGGGUUCAAGCUCGUGCAGAAGGUUUAG
Aureobasidium vineae is the source of this 1362-nucleotide messenger RNA. NCBI's taxonomy places the organism in Eukaryota, Fungi, Ascomycota, Dothideomycetes, Dothideales, Saccotheciaceae. The record is from the annotation of a GenBank genome assembly.